Messenger RNA from Aspergillus alliaceus, 1673 nucleotides. Its product is annotated as cytochrome P450. NCBI's taxonomy places the organism in Eukaryota, Fungi, Ascomycota, Eurotiomycetes, Eurotiales, Aspergillaceae. The record is from RefSeq and is a predicted model, not a curated record. Gene Ontology annotation, molecular function: heme binding; iron ion binding; monooxygenase activity. The transcript has 7 exons. Bases 1 to 1587 code for a protein of 528 amino acids.
AUGGCAGUCACUAUAUCUCUAUCGACAAUAUGUACCGCCCUUCUAGGGCUGGCUGUUUUAUAUGUCACAAAAAUAGCCCUAGUUCACGAGAAGAGAGCAUCUGCGCCCCUUCCCCCGGGGCCACCACCCAAGCCAAUUGUUGGAAACCUGGGAGAUCUACCAAAACCAGAAGAAAAAGACUGGCUACAUUGGCUGAAGCACAAGAAGCUCUAUGGCCCAAUUAGCUCGGUCACGAUGUUCGGUCAGACGAUUGUCAUCGUCAAUGAUUGGCGCAUGGCUUACGACAUUUUGGAUAAACGGUCCGCUAAGCAUUCCUCCCGGCCACGGUUGACAUUUGCCGGAGAGAUGGUGGGCUGGAAUAAUUCAUUCGCCCUGCUAGAAUACUCCGAUCGUCUUCGGGAAUAUCGCAAAGCACUGCAUCGUGUCAUGGGCACCAAGACUCUGGCAUCGCGUUUGAAUCCAGUACAGGAGGUGGAAACGCGCCGAUUUCUCCUGCGCGUUUUGGAAAAGCCGGAUGACUUGAUUCAGCAUAUUAGGAAGGAGGCGGGUGCGGUGAUUCUGAAAGUCGCAUAUGGAUAUACUAUUCAGCCCCAUGGCCCUGACCCCCUUGUUGACCUUGCUAACGAAGCGAUGGACCUAUUCUGCGAGGCAAUUGCUCCAGGACGCUGGCUGGUAGAUACUCUGCCGAUCUUGAAACACGUUCCAUCCUGGUUCCCAGGUGCCGGGUUCAAGAAGACCGGCGAGGCCAUGAGAAAGGUUAUGAUUGAGACUAUUGAGCGGCCAUAUCAGCUUGUCAAGCAGGGCAUGAAGCACGGCUUGUUCCCAUCCUCAUAUCUAACCAACAUGCUAGAAACAAGCAAAUUCACCGCCGAAGAAGAGCAUGUGCACAAGUGGUCAGCUGGAGCGAUUUAUUUGGGAGGAGCAGACACCACCGUGGCGGCAUUGUCGUGCUUCUUCUUGGCAAUGAUACUAAACCCUGAAGUACAGCGGAAAGCCCAAGAGGAGAUUGAUCGUGUUGUUGGCCCCAAUAGGCUUCCCGCGUUCGAGGAUCGCGACAACCUGCCAUAUGUAGACGCAGUAGUUAAAGAAACCCUCCGGUGGCACCCAAUUGGUCCCAUGGGUCUUCCGCACAUGACUACAGAAGAUGAUAUUUACGAAGGUUAUCUGAUUCCAAAGGGCGCGAUCAUUCUCCCGAACGUCUGGGAAUUUACCCAUAAUCCUGAGACGUACCAUGAGCCGGAUGCAUUCAAGCCUGAGCGUUAUCUGGGUGACAAGCCUGAGCUGGACCCGCAUUUGCCCCUCUUCGGCUUUGGCAGACGCAGCUUUGGCAGACGCAUUUGCCCUGGUCGACAUAUGGCCGAUUCCACAAUGUUCUUAACCAUCGCGCAGUCCCUGGCUGUAUUUAACAUUAAGAAGAAGGGCGAUGUAAAGCCUGAAUUUCUCCCGGGCGUUGUCAGUCACCCCAAGCCAUUCAGUUUCGAAACUACCCCGCGCAGCGCUGCACAUGAAGCACUGAUCCGCGCGGUUGAAGUGGAGCAUCCAUGGGAGGAAAGCCAUGCGAAGCAACUGGAGAACUUAGCAUGGUGAUGGAUUUAUGAUAUGAAGAAGGAAAUUGCGUUGGGCAGAGCUUUGAUCAAUCACAUGAACGGAUUGAUCCAUAGGCAAGGCUGUUG